UCCCUCCUCGCCUGUCACCCCUGUCCGUACCUCUGGACCCACCGUCCGAGUCCCACCUCCGUUCUGCCCAAUCGGCCGUCGCGCAGCGGUGCCGAACUACAGUUCCCGGUAUGCCCUUCGCCCCCGGAGGGCCUUUCCCUCCUGCUGGGAGCGCGGCCCGGAGCACGCCGGGAGCUGUAGGCGUCCGCGCGCGCGCAGCAUGCCGGGAGGUGUAGUCCCGGCCGUGCUUUCCCGGUAGCCCCCGCGGCACGGCGGCGCGCGGGGUUUAAAUCGGCGGCGGUUGGCCGGGCCGGCGUUGUGCUGCUGAGACGGGAGGUCGCGCCGCUGCCCAGGAGCCGCCAUGGACUCCCGCAUCUACCGCCACGUCUCCCCCGGCUGUGUCGUUAACAUCCAGCGGAGCAACGGCUUGAUCCACAAGGCGACGGUGAAGACGGUGGACGUGGAGCGGUCCUCCGUGUCGGUGGAGUGGUACGAGGACGGCACCGUCAAGGGGAAGGAGAUUGAUAUUGAUGAUGUGAUAUUAAUAAAUCCAGAGUUAACAGAAGAACUACCUGCUGCAGAUGUGAAAGAGAACCUUCCCUUGCAAGAGAAUGUAACCGUACAGAAACAGAAGCGUAGAACAACCCUUUCAAAAAUUCCUGCUCCACGGGAAGCUGUUCGUGGCCGUUCCAGGAUGACUGUUAUCACAGAAUCCCAGUGCAGCCUCCAGGAAAAUGAGAUGGGGGUGGAUCCCUGCCCUUCUACACAAACCAGAAACAAUUUGUCAGUUCCUGCUGGCCGAACCAGGACUAGCAGGCUGAUCUGUGCUCCAGAAGCCUCACUGACAAAUGGAAAUGGCAAUACAGAGGAUCAUCUGCCUGCUGCUGGAACGAACGCUUCAGUGAGCCCAGUUCGGAGAAGAACUAACAUUGUGAAAGAGAUGGAGAAAAUGAAAAACAAGAGAGAAGAAAAGAGGGCUCAAAUUAGUGAAAUCAGGACAAAACGUGCACAGGAAUUUGACAGCAGCUGUCCAAACUGGGAGUUUGCACGGAUGAUCAAGGAAUUCAGAGCAACUUUAGACUGCCAGCCAAUAUCUAUAGCUGACCCAAUAGAAGAACAUAGAAUUUGUGUCUGUGUGAGGAAGCGCCCUCUUAAUAAACAAGAACUUCUGAAAAAGGAAUGUGAUGUGAUUACUGUUCCAAGCAAGUGUGUCCUGCUGGUCCAUGAGCCAAAGCAGAAAGUGGACUUGACAAAAUACCUUGAAACCCAAGCAUUUAGAUUUGACUUUUCAUUUGAUGAAUCCUCUUCUAAUGAAAUGGUAUACAGGUUCACUGCUAGACCUCUUGUAGAGACCAUCUUUGAGGGUGGGAAGGCAACAUGCUUUGCGUAUGGCCAGACAGGCAGUGGCAAGACACAUACUAUGGGCGGAGACUUCUCCGGGAGAACACAGAAUGCCUCAAAGGGCAUAUAUGCUUUUGCCUCACAAGAUGUCUUCCUCCUCCUAAACCAGCCCAGGUACAGGAGUCAGAACCUGGAAGUCUAUGUGACUUUCUUUGAAAUAUACAAUGGAAAGGUGUUUGACCUCCUGAAUAAGAAGGCAAAGCUUCGAGUCCUGGAGGAUGGCAAGCAGCAGGUCCAAGUCGUUGGUCUCCAAGAGAGACAAGUCCACUGCGCUGAAGAUGUCUGCAGAAUGAUUGAGAUGGGCAGUGCCUGCAGGACAUCUGGGCAGACUUUUGCAAAUGCUAGCUCUUCACGGUCACACGCCUGCUUCCAAAUUAUACUACGCCGAAGAGGGAAACUGCUUGGCAAAUUUUCCUUGGUGGAUCUGGCAGGAAAUGAGAGGGGUGCAGACACAUGUAGUGCUGAUCGUCAGACACGAAUGGAAGGUGCAGAAAUCAAUAAGAGCUUGCUGGCUUUGAAGGAAUGUAUCCGAGCCUUAGGGCAGAACAAAUCUCAUACCCCUUUCCGGGAGAGCAAGCUGACCCAGGUGCUAAGAGACUCUUUCAUAGGAACAAACUCGAGGACCUGUAUGAUAGCAAUGAUUUCUCCAGGCAUGAGUUCCUGUGAGUACACCUUAAACACACUGAGAUACGCUGACAGAGUGAAAGAGCUCAGCCCUCAUAAUGGAGGUGGUGAAGCACAGAAUCAGAUGGAGACUGAGGAAACACAGACCAGUGGAGAAGGCUCAGGUCGCAAUCUCUCCAGUGAUGAGGAGGAAGAUAUCUCUCCUGACAUGUCCAGCUUCUGUGACGCUAUGACUCAAAUUAGUGAACGAGAGGAGAAAGUUGUAGAACAGCUUAGAGAACUGAGACAGAGAAUGCUGACUGAACUUGACUGCCUCUUGGGAAUCACAGAACAACCAGACUAUGAUCUUGAGACCUUUGUGAGCAGAGCUAAGCACUUCGUAGAGGAGAGCUCAAGAAACUUCCUUAGUGUCAGAGAAACAUUGGAUGCCCUAGGAGCUGCCAUGCAACUGGAGGAGCAAGUCAGCAAGCAGAUGAGCCAGCAGAGGCGUUAGUAAAUACAGCAAAACCUGGUGCACAAGCAAUCUUCUGUAUGUCUUGCAUGUUUGUUGGUCGUUUGUGUAACUCCUAUUUUUAAAUGUGGUAGAGUGUCUGCGGGUCAUGCAUGUGCAUGCCUGAGAGCAGUGAACAAGGCAGCCUUUCUCUCUUCAUGGUCUGGUAUCGGAGUACUCGGCAGAGUGCUAGAAACACGUGCUGUACGGCUUGGGGCGGGGGGCCUGAGACUCUGCUAGAUGUGUCUAGCAUCUGGCCCUUUGCUAGUGACAAUGGUCUCUUCUAAUAGAACUAGAUACACGUGUAUAGUCUUCUAGUGUACAGAUAACUUUCCA
Messenger RNA from Chroicocephalus ridibundus (black-headed gull), 2830 nucleotides. RefSeq names its product kinesin family member 2C (gene KIF2C). The coding region runs from base 341 to 2497 and encodes 718 amino acids. The record is from RefSeq and is a predicted model, not a curated record. Gene Ontology annotation, biological process: microtubule-based movement. Gene Ontology annotation, molecular function: ATP binding; microtubule binding; microtubule motor activity. The transcript is spliced from 21 exons. NCBI's taxonomy places the organism in Eukaryota, Metazoa, Chordata, Aves, Charadriiformes, Laridae.